GUAGUGGGCUGAGAGGCUGAGCAGGUGUGGCAGGUGAUAACUGUGACAAUGCCAUGGCUUUUAAUGUUUCUUUUAGUCAUUUCUGACUAUCAGUGUCAACAAAAUUCUGCAAAAAGACCAAACAAAGAAUUUAUUUCCUCCGCCGACUAAGAUCUUCUGAGGUAAGUAGACAAAUUCUUGUGUUGUUUUUGUGUACUGUAGGACGCUGUGAUUCUGAGCAUCCUACAGUAAUGUAACACCACAUGGUGCAUGUGUUGAUUUGAAGUCUAAACUUCACCAGAUGAAACCUAUUCAAAGGGUGUAGGUCAGCCCGUUCAGAGACUCUAUGAAUCAACGUACAAUGAAAACAAAUUAAGACCGGCUCAAAACGUUGUCGUUCAAACAGUGAUUAAAAACCAUUGAGAUGCAGUGUCCCACGUUUUAAUAAGGUCAGACUGAAGCACUCUUUUGUACACUAGUCAACUCUAAUAUUGAAUAUGGAGCUUAAUCCAAGAUCAGAAGUAUGUUGAAAGCCUCUAAAUAUGUUGUUUGAUGUUUGAAAUGUUGUUUCUUAUUGAUGUAUCUUUAUAGCUUGUCUUCUGUGCUUUAAAUGGAGCUGCUGUGAUGCUGGACAAAUUUCAGUCUCUCAAUUAAAUUGUGUAGGUUGGACUCUGAUGUCUUCAACACUUGGAUUCAAAGGCUAUAUCAGCAGAAACAACUUGGUCAAAGCAUCAAAAUACAAAAUAAUACAAUAUUUAGACAUUAUGCAUCAAUAGUAGGAUCUUUCACCCUUGCAUCUCUAUUGAUUCUUUCCAGAAAGUACCAGUGGUGAAAGAGUUAACCUUGGGGAUUACAUCAUCACUUCUCCCUGCCCUUUCUCAUCUCUUUCAACCCUCCCUCUCCAGCGAACCAUCUCAUCUCCCCUUUCCUCUCUCCCUCUCCAUCCUUUCUCAUCUCCUCUCCCCUCCCUCCCCAGCCUUAAGUCUCCUCCCUCUCCAUCCCUCCUCCCAUCCUGUCCAUGUGCCCAGCCCCUUCAUUAACUCUAGUAUGAAAGGGAAGCUUUUUGCUGGCAGCCACACUACCAGAGCCUCAAAGGAGCCUCACUCACACAAAAAAGUCCCCACAGACUCCGGCCUGGACAGAGAGAUACAGUUGGAAGCCAAAUUAUAAUUAGUGUACCUCUGAGUGAGGCCUCAGCCUGCCAAAUCUCUCUAUUUUCUAUCACUGACAUGGAGCUUUUCAGUGUGCAUAAAACCUUUCAGCAGAGUCACAUGGGCGAGGAGAAGCACCAGAUGCUAAACUUGAACCGACGCUUGGAGACCUACCUGAGCCGGGUCAAACACCUGGAGGAAGAAAAUGCAUUGCUUGCAAACGAAAUCCAAGCUCUGCGACGCAGCAGUCAUGGAGCUUUGACCAGAAGGAAGGGCCUGGAGGAAGAGCUGCACCGUGGGAGACUGGAAGUGGAUGCAGCCUGGAGGGACAGGGUCUACACAGAGGUUGAAGUGGGCAAGAUGGUUGAGGAGCUCCAUGCACUGGAUCUGCAGAGGCAGAGGGAGGCUCAAGCCCAGGUGGAGGCCAAGGUGAGGUUGGAGAAAAGCAGGAAGGAGCUCCAGGAGGAACAUAGGGCACAAGUCUGGCUAAGGGAGAAGGUCAGUCAGCUUGAGAAUGAGCUGAUGCACAUGAUUCAAACCCAUGAGGACGAUGUGGCCCACUUAGAGGCCAAACUGAGCCUCUCUAGAUCCACAGUGCCACCCACAUCGGCUCAAAGAAGAAACCAGAACCCAAACCUCCUUGAGCUGGGACAUGAGUUCUCCCAGAGAGCCACCAUGGCAUGGCAGGAGGCAGCAGAAGCCUAUCAGGGGCAGCUGGCUCAGCUGGAGGAGUCCCUGAACCACGCCAGGGGCCGUUUGACUCAGGUUAAUCAGGAGAAGAGCGAGAGCCAGCUGAAGCUCCGAGGGCUGGAGAAAGAGAUCGCCUCGGCUCAGGACAUCAGAGUGCAUCUGGAGAAGACGGCAGUCCAACAGGGGGAAAGUUACAGCCAGGAACUCCAAGAGCUCCAGGAGCAUUUGGAAGGCCUGGAGGCGGAGAAAGAAGAGCUGGGCCAGCACAUCGAGGGAAUCAUCCUGGAGAACCGAGGCCUGCUGCAGGCAAAGAUGUCACUGGGGAUGGAGGUAGCAACGUACAGAACUUUGCUGGAUGCUGAGAGUUUCAGUGGAAAUAUCUCUCGAGGAAACACUUUCAUCACAGAUGCAGUUUUCAAUCCUCAUGGGGUUAAAAAGAAUUACAAGACACAGCUGCCCGUUAGCCACAAAACCACUUCCCUCUCAUCUGUCCGUGGCAGAACCGGAACAGGGCAGACAGUCAGAACCACAACCCCAAUCUGGAGUAGAAAACCUGUCACCCUCACUGAAACACCGAAGACUUACACGAAAUCUGCAUACAAAGAUAAUGUAAAAUCUGCAACAUCUGAGACCCCUUAUCCCAGAAUACUGCAAGAUGGAGCUGUGGAGAAUUUCAGACCACAGGAAGUUCAGGAGAAAGUCACUUACGCUGAACCUCUGUCACCUCCGAAUGAGCUGGAGGCUUUCAUUGAUACACCAGAUCUUAAAGAAGGUGAAGAGCGUCGUAGCAAUAACACUGAGGAAAGACCAUUUGCUGAGUCAGUGAUCCAACAUCAGGUUGAGUCUAGCCUCAGUAGAGAGCCACCUUCAAAAGACGAAGUUGGUCCGCAUCAGUUCGACACACCAAACCUUACACCGUACCAUGUCCGAAUGAAAGAGGAGUCCUCUGGUUUCUCAGAUGAACCUGAUGAAGAAGUGGACGCUGACGAACAAGACGUGAAAGAGCCGUGUUCUCCAGUUGCAGCUUGGGAAGAAAAAAAGGACACUGACAAAGAAUUAGAGCAUCUGCAAGAGGAAACUUCUGAUUCUGAAACCGAGGCGGUGCUUGAACGUACCUUUGAAUCCAGAACAGGCAGUCCAGUGUCUGAAUGUGAGCCUGAUGAAGAUGGGGAUGAAAGCAUCCUGCAGGAGGAUGCAGCAGAGAUGAGGCAUGACAUAAGUUGCUCUACAGAAGUACAUAAUGCAAUGAGUGUUGAGGAUAAGUUGUACCCUGAUGGAGAAGAAAUGGAUACAUGGGAUAGUGUGAUAGAAAGGAAAGUUGAACUGAAAGAUGACAGCAUAAAAACGAAUGAAGAGAACUUAAAGCAUGCCGAGCCAGAGGAGGACAUAUCAGCAAGAGAACAAGAGAGUGUGAAGAGAGAAACUGCAGUGGAUGUCCAGCAACAUGACAGUGCUUCUUCAAUGAUAGACACAGAAGUAGAUGACGAUGGAGAGAAAUUCGCAACAGACCUCGAGCAUGCAUUGCUUUUUGACAAAGAAGACGAAGAGGAGGAUUCUCAGAAUGUCUCCGUAUCAUGGAAGACCGAGGUGGAGAGUGACAGCUAUGCUCAGGACAACACCCUCGCUGAUACCCGUCCUCUGAUCCGGUACAAGAGUGACGAGACCGACGCCAAUACUCACGCCUCACACAUGGACGAGAGCGAGUCCAGCGAAGGCGAGCAGGAGAAGAAGGUAGGAGAGACAGGAACUGGAACCGGAACGUGGGAAGAAGGGAAGUCAAAGAGAUUUGGCACCAUGGAAGAUCUGUGUGAGGAAGGGGAAGUAGAAGCAUUGGAUGAGGAUUAUGACCUGGGGUAUACCCAUGAGGAGGGCCGAGUUGUUGGACAUGAUAUGCCUGUAAGUGAAGAAGCCAGAGAGAUUGCAGAAGAGAUUCUCAGGAACGUCAGCGAGGCGCAUUGGGAUGUAGGAACAGAGGAACUCACCAAACCCAUGACAUCCUCAAAUGUGAGCUACGAUGAGGAGUUAGAGAUAGACCGACUCGUGGAACAGGAACUGGAAAACCUGGCCACAGACAGCUACAGUGCUCACUUUGCACAGCAGCAGAUCAGCAAGAGUGAGUCUGUCGAGGAACUGACUUGGCUAGGAGGAACUGGGGAUAAUAAAACAGAGGACAUGCCUUCCUCUGCAGAGACUGAGAUCACAUCUUUCGAUUCAAUGACAGCUCAAUCUUUCAAGGACCAACGUUUCAGUGAUUCGUCUCUGGUGGGGCUUCAAAAAGAAACAGAGGAGACAGUUCAACAUAAAGAUCAGGGGGAAGAAUAUAACACUUCCUCUGUGACUCCUACUCAUCAAACAGAAGAUCAAACUGACUCCAGUGAAUUCCAAGGUAUGCCUCAUCUGGAGGACAUUUCCAAGGACCCCGAAUAUGUGUCACUGGGAGAGGCAGAUCAGAAAAACCUGCAGGAUGUUGCAGAGGAGGUUGCAUCUGUGGAGGCAUCUCAAGGACUUCCAAUCAAGGAGGUUUCAGACUAUCCAGAGGUCCCUGAAACAACUGAAUGGGAUGUCCUAAAGAAUCCGUUUGAUGUAAGAUAUCAGAAUGAAGGUCAAGAGAAGUGGGGAAGUAUGACUGAGUCAGCUGAAAGUUUUCAUCACACUGAUGAAGACUCUGAUCAGGGAGGUAAGGCAGAUCAAGAGGAGCCUGUUGAGAUGUCCCCUGAAAGUGUAACAGAUGAUAAGGACAUCUUCAGGGUAAAGGACUCCACAGAACUAUCAAACACAAACGGCAAAGACAAAGGCGUCCAUGGCUUCUUCAGCUCGGGUGUACAGAGUGACUUCUGGAUGUCCUCCUUGGAGACCGGUGCAACCUAUCAACCAGAGGAUUCCCGUAAUGAAGCAGCUGAGCAAACCAAUAAGAAUCAAGGAUAUGCUGACAGCCCGGUUUGGGGGGAUUUGGACAGCCCGAAUGCGGUUAGGAAAAACUCAAAGGUGGACAUUGAUUCGCGUGAAGCCCUGGGCUCUGAAGCAGAACAGAAGAAGAUCUAUCCGGAGAUGAAACAGGCGCUGUGUAGAAACGUGGAGGGGGAGUUUGUCCAUUCUGAGGAGUCUGACGUUGAAGGAGAAUCCUGGUCAUCAGGGGAGGAAGUGGAAUAUAAGUAAUGAGAUGUUUGUUAAAGUAGCUUUAGUUCUAAUCAAUGUUAGUCACAGGAAUAAUAAACUUAGGGUAUACUCCACUUUAUAUGAAAACCAAAGUCGUGCCUUGGUGCACCCUUCUGUGAUGCUAACCACCGAUGUGCCAAGUCCGUAUGGAGAUUCCUAGUGCUUGUCUCAUUUCCUUUAAUAUUUGGCUGACUGUUUUAUCUUCUGUUUUUAUUGCUCAAAACUCUUCAGUCUUUCAGGGUGCAUGUGUUUGAAGAAGGAUUGGCAUGUCUGCAUGAGGGAACAGCAUGAAGAUGGAACAAAGAAUGUCAUUUGAAAGUCAAAGGAUUCAUUGAUUGCUGCUUAAUCUGAUUUCACUGACUGAUGGAAAUCAAUGUGAACAAGGGGGAGUAGGAUUGCUUUUGUUGAGCUGCAAUUUCACAGAGUAUCAAACUGACAGCUAGUGUUUCUGCUGUGGAGUUAUUUCAUUUCAUCGGACAACAGUUUAAUUGUCUCUCUCUGUUGUGCACGUGUAGAAUUAAGAGUUGUUAAAGGUGUUGGAGAAGCAACUCUUGUAUGUGUUUGAUUUCAUGUUAAACUCCCUUUAUUUCCAUCUAUAAAGAUUUCACUGCGGUACGUUUACUGUCUAAAAUAAAAAGUAGAUUCAUCAUAUGG
Molecule: messenger RNA, 5630 nt
Organism: Notolabrus celidotus (New Zealand spotty)
Lineage: Eukaryota; Metazoa; Chordata; Actinopteri; Labriformes; Labridae
Gene: nes
Product: nestin
Exons: 4
Coding region: 1209-4976 (1255 amino acids)
Biological process (GO): positive regulation of intermediate filament depolymerization
Cellular component (GO): intermediate filament
Molecular function (GO): intermediate filament binding; CCR5 chemokine receptor binding
Source: RefSeq, a predicted model, not a curated record